CUAUCAUGUUUUGCUAUAACAAAAUAUGUAUAUAAACUUAAAUUUAUGUUAAGCACUUCCAGAAUGGCAGAAUAAGGACUCAAGAAAUUUCCUUCUCCAUAAAAGGGAUGAGAACACUGGCAAAAAUGAUGAAAAUCAACUUUUUCAGAACUCUAGAAAUUAACCAAAGGCUUGCAAUAAUCCUAGGAGAGUUUAUUCAGGGGAAAUGACUGAAUCGUAGUAAGAAUGGUGAAUUUUGUCGUUUGCACUUGUCUUCAGUUUCCCACUUCCUCUCCCUAGCUCUGUGGUAGCUUUAAAACAAACAGCCUAGUCAACACUGGAGGGGGAGAACAGAUCUGGAGCUCCCCCAAAAGCCCUGGCCCCAGAGAAGUGUCACUGUCUGACUUGUGUGGAAGCCCCUGGUAGAGCCUUAUUCACAGGGCUUGUUCUUACUUGGCCUGGUUCACAGAUGGCCUAGUGGUGAAAGCCGUGUUCUAGGGCAUCUCUUGAAAACAGUCAGCAGCAGUUGUUUAAGAUUUCAGUUCCCCUGUAGCAGUGAUACCAGUUGGGGCAAAUAAGAAGUGGGCCAAAAAACUUAAAAAGAAUAUCUUGGGAAUGAGGUUGCCACAGAGGGCUUUGAAAAGCUCUGAUAUAUUCCUGGUGCUCUAGGAGACCAUGUGUGCUCAGGGAAGACCUGAGGAGGCCGUCAUUCUCACCUCUGACUGACCUUGAGGCUCUGCACAAGCAGAAAGUAAAGGCUGAAACAGGGUUGUAAACUGGUAAAACAUUGAAGGCAUGCCCAAACACACACAGAGGCCCUUGGCAAAGGCUGGGAGACCUGUGAGUUCAAAGCAUUUAAGGACGUCUCUGUCUAGUCAUUAAUUGACCACUAAGCUAAUUCGGCAAAGACUUCAUUGCCUGCACAUGACAAAAAAAUACAGACUUUGCAGUAUUAGUGCAGGAAAGACACUAAACAAACAAACAAAUAGCAGCAGCAACACUGUAUCCUGCAAGGAGAGGGAAUCUGAUUUUCAGAGUUGCCACCUUAUGUUAUUUAAAAGAUCCAGUUUUCAACAAAAAAGUAUAAGAUACUCAAAGAAGUAGGAAAGUAUGGCUUAUGAUGUUAUUUAUUGUUUGCAUCCCCUGUGUUGCACUCUGCACCAGGCACCUAACAGGUGUUCAGAAACAUUAUUUGAAGUGACUUGCAUUGAAUAGCAGCUGGUCAUAAUUAGCUGAUUUUCAGAGACUCCAUGUAUUUUCUUCUGUAGGAAGUGUUUAAUCCUGAGGCAAACCUGGUGUUUUUAUUAUGCCUCCUAGAACACUGUCCUUAGUAAACCAUAGCUACUAAAAAGAAAGCUGUAGGUUUGCUCAAAUGAGUGUUUAUUAGUGUCCUGGAAAAUUUGAAGGCUUGUUCUUUAGGCAGUUACAUACAAUAAACUUACUAAGAAAACUGACCUAUUCAGAGACCAGAUCACUUUGAAGUGUUUCCUGUAGGAAGUUUAUCUUUAUAGCUUGAGAUUUUAAAGCAUUUUCAGAAUACAACUAUUACACAUUUUUGCAGAUGUCCAGAUCUCUAGUGACCUACAGUCAAGUACUCACAAUCUCCUGUAUUUGACUUCUUUGUUGUAACAACUCAGAGGAGUUUGGUGUGUCAGACUUAAUUAGUUGGUGUAAAGUCUGCUCAUCAGCGCAUGUUGAUUAAAAAAGUCUGGCCUCAAGUCCAUCCUGUUUGCAGAUGACAGACUUUCACCAUUUUCAUCAUCCAUCAUCAUGAUGGAAGAAGUUCAGGGUUGUCAUGUUCUGUUUUGAUGUUCCCUGAUUUAUUCCAGGAGCCGAAAAGAGGAAACUGGAAAUGCUGACGUCAUCACACCUGUGCACAGAGUGUUAUCAAUAUUUCCUAUUUCUACAUACUCAUUUGUGUAUAUUUUUCUGUAUUCCCCAUCAUUCUCUUUUACUGCAGUGUCUGAAGAAAGAUGAAGUAACCCUGCCACGCUGGUGGCUUCACAGUCAUGUUGCUGCAGGAGAAGAGGUUCGCUGGGUCCACGCUGAUGCCAUGCAGGGAGGCAGGGGCUGAUGAGGAUCGUAGGGAGCGUGGUCAGAAUCCCCAUGAAGCGCCUUGUGCCACGCCCCUGAUCUGCAGCUUUGGGAGGCCGGUCGACUUGGAGAAGGAUGACUCCCAGAAGGUGGUGUGCAAUAAUGAGCAGUGCCCAUACAGUACCUGGAUGCACUUGCAGUGUUUCUACGAGUGGGAGAGCAGCAUCUUGGUCCAGUUCAACUGCAUCGGCCGGGCUCGCAGCUGGAAUGAGAAGCAGUGCCGCCAGAACAUGUGGACAAAGAAGGGCUAUGACCUGGCCUUCCGCUUCUGUUCCUGCCGCUGUGGACAGGGCCACUUGAAGAAGGACACAGACUGGUACCAGGUGAAGCGGAUGCAAGAUGAGAAAAAGAAGAAGUCUGGGGCAGAGAAGAACACGGGGAGGCCUCCCGGCGAGGCAGUGGAGGAGGCAAAAAAGUGCAGGCCACUGAACAAGCCCCAGAAAGGCCUGAACCACGACCUCCCCCGCCGGCAUUCCGUGGACCGGCAGAACUCCCAAGAGAAGGUGGUGGGUACCACCGCGGCCUAUGGGGCCCGCUCCCCUUGUGCCUCCCCAGGCCAGUCGCCACCCACUGGCUACUCCAUCCUCUCCCCUGCCCACUUCAGCGGCCCCCGUGCUUCCAGGUACCUUGGGGAAUUCUUAAAGAAUGCUAUCCACCUGGAGCCACACAAGAAGGCGGUGGCAGGGGGCCACGUGUUCAGGAAUGCCCACUUUGAUUACAAUCCGCCUGGGUUGUCGGUUCACAGGGGGGCCCACUUUGACGCACCUGUGCAGUUUCUACGGCGCCUGGACCUCUCUGAGCUGCUCGCUCACAUCCCUAGGCACAAGCUGAACACGUUCCACGUGCGCAUGGAGGACGACGCCCAGAUGGGCCAGGGCGAGGACCUGCGGAAGUUCAUCCUGGCGGCCCUCAGUGCCAGCCACAGGAACGUCGUGAACUGUGCACUGUGCCACCGGGCCCUCCCUGUAUUCGAACAGUUCCCACUGGUGGAUGGAACUCUGUUCUUAAGCCCAUCGAGACACGAUGAGAUUGAAUACGAUGUUCCUUGUCACCUUCAAGAAUUGAUAGAUGAGCCAUUUCUGUAUUGCCUUUGGAGACGAAAGGUGAUUUCCUUGAUGAGCACUCUCAGCGUGUGUCUUCUGUGCACAGGGAGACUCAUGCACCUGUACGCGGUGUGCGUGGACUGCCUGGAAGGGGUUCACAAGAUCAUCUGCAUCAAGUGUAAGUCACGGUGGGACGGCAGCUGGCACCAGCUGGGCACCAUGUACACCUAUGACAUCCUGGCUGCCUCUCCAUGCUGUCAGGCCCGCCUGAACUGCAAGCACUGCGGGAAGCCCGUGAUCGACGUGCGGAUCGGGAUGCAGUACUUCUCCGAGUACAGCAACGUCCAGCAGUGUCCACACUGUGGGAACCUGGACUACCAUUUCGUGAAGCCAUUUUCUUCCUUCAAAGUUCUUGAAGCUUAUUGAUGAAAGCUUUGCUUUAGUAAUAGCUAUUUUAUUGAUAUUAUUACUUUAUUACAUAUCUUUUAUAGGGAAACAUUCUGUGACAUUAAUUUCUUUUCUAAUUUAACAGAGAGUUCCUUUGUGUGUGUGCCACUAAAAUGGGGCUGCCCCUUGCCCUCUCUUGACUCCUGAGUGUCAGUCCGUGGUCCUGACCAGAGCCCAAAUGGGUCCCCUGUGAGUCUGGGGUAGCAGUUCGGUAUCCCUGAGAGUCAGUCUCUCAGGCAGCUUUGAAGGUGAUGGGGGGAUGGGGUGAGUUGAGGAAGGGAUUACGUGGCUAUAAACUAAGAGCAUGGUAGGAGUGCGAGGAAGCUUUUACUGAAGUGCUAACCGUCUGAAGACCCACUUCUAGAUCUUCUCUGGGCCUUGGAAAACCAUGUGACACAUGAAUGUAAGCCUGUGCCUGGAGAGCUGACGGUGUUAGUCUGGCCUGUUGUGGCGUUCGGCCGCACGCACUGUCCUGCAGUUUACCCUCACAGACAGGUUAUUUGAGUGGACACGAGUGCUGUUUCUGUCACUGUUGUAGUUUGUCUGUUUUCAUACUGAAAAUAAUAUCCAAAUUAUAAGAUAUACGAAAGCUAUUGGUGUUGCAAAUAUCUGUAGCUAAGCCACCCUAGAACAGAGAGAAUAUACUAAAUGAAUGUGGAAAUGGUGACACUGACUCAAGAGGGCAAAAGCGCAGACCCCCGUCAUUUGAAUUGAGUCUGAAGUUGGUCUCCUUAGCUCUUAAGGAAGAUCGGGAAUGACUCGAUUUGGGCGGUACUGAUUUAUAUAGAUUGCACUGUUGAAGUGCCCUGUGAACUCCUCCCGGGCAGUACUCACAGCACAGACCCUAACUGGGGAGUUUCAGAACAGUCAUUGCCAUCGUUAUCUUCCCCAAAAUUGCUCACAGCCACAUUUUACCCAUUUAAUAUUGAGUUUCCAAAAUCUUAUGAUUUGACCCUGGGAAGGAAAGGAAAAUAUUGUUUGUGAGGAUAUGAAGAAAAGAAUAAUUUUAAUAUUUUCUUUUUAAGUGUAUUCAUUUUGGAAAAUCACUGAUUGCAAUGUAUAACAAUAUGUUUGAAAAUAGAUCAUUUUAAAGAUCCCCAUGGUACGUUACCAUUGGUGAAACAAGAUGAUAAUUUAUGUAACUGUAUUAGCCAGAGCAUUGGGCUUCCAAAAUACAGCCUUCUGUUCAUUAGAUCUUGAGGAUUUUAAUAGAUUGACACCCCAUACCUUAUAGAAUUGGAGUUGGAAUAUGAUUUCUCAAAAAUGAAUUUGAUAAUUUCAAGUAUAAUAUGCAUAUGUGCCAAAAGAAUGCUGCAAAUAUAAUUAUGGGUAGCCAAAUUUGGGGUUAUGUGAACAUUUUAUAUUGCUCAUUUUGUUUAUGUAAUUUUUUUUCUCGGAAAAACAGUUGUUUUUCCUCUCAGAAGUGUUUAGGCAUUAUUGCACGUGAGUUUCAGUUCUGCUACAUGAACUGUUAGCUGUUUUGUUUGAAGCAACACAGCACUAAAGAACCAGUAUUGUUGACUAAUAUGCUUCAUCUUUCAGUUUGGAUGGUUGUAAUUCAGUUUACCACAUCUAGUUUGGUGUUUGAUGAUCUGAAAAAUAUUUCACAGUGAGGGCAAUGCUCAGUGCCUGGAAGAAGCAGACAGUCAUUAUUGGUCUGACAAUAUUUGAUGCAACUGAAAGAGCUCCAUGGACAUGACCCUUGCACAUUUGUCUGUAAUACACAAUGCUGUAAUUGAAUUGUUUCCCUGUUGAUUCUCUCAUGUACCCAAGUAUAAAAAUUGGUAAGUUUCUCUUGUCUUCAGAGUACCAUUAGGAUUUUAUUUCUGAAUUUAAAAUGAAUAUUAAAAUAUUUGUAAUGCUGUUCUUUAACCUGCCUAAAUUUUUAUAGAGAAGCCUGCUAAUAUUGUUGUCCUCAUACUUAAAGUUUCCACAAAGAUCUCAUUCAGCAAGCUCCUCAGUCUAAAACCGCUGUGAGUGUUGUGUAUGAUGCGUUUAGUAUUUUCUACUUGUAUUGUUUGCUAUUCCCUGAAAAGUAAAUAUGAUGAGAUUUCACUGUAAUUGGGUGAAAUUUGCUUUUGGCCUUUAUUUUAAUGAUAAAAUUAGGAUUCUCUGGAUGCUGCAGUUAUGUAAAAGGAGAGACCUGGGUAUCAUAUCUGAGGAUAUCUUUUGCCUUUAAGGCAUUGCAUUCUCAUCUAAAAGGGAUAAUUUGGCUGAUCUUAGAAUAAAAUAUAGUUGAGUGUGCAACAAUGUGAAGAAUAAAUCUUAUUUUGGAAAUCUGAUGACCUUAAUAUUUUCCUCAUGGUUUUCUCAAAGUACUUAGCUCUGAGUACCUUAAUGGGAAUUGGAAUAUGUCAAAAAAGAAAAUUAUUUGUGAUGUGGUUUGGAUAUUAGUCACCCAAGAGAUCUAUUUUCUGAUGAGCAGUGUUCAAUAAUAUGAACCACUCAUAAGUGACUAGUAAUGUCAAUGUGAUUUUUCAUCUCUAACUUUUUUUAUCAUUUAUUUUAAGGAGUUACAUAACUUGAACAAACAAAACUAUAUGCUUUAGUUUAGUGAGAAGACUUUCUGACAGUCUUGUCAUUUUCUCUUUAGACCAGCUCAGCUCUCCACUCUUCUGGUUGCAUCUGAAGCAGUUGAUAGACUGGAUUUAGCCCUUAAGAGAGAGACAUUGGCCAUGACAGUGGGGAGUGGGGUGAAUUAUCCCAUUCUAAUUAAGAAAGAGCUUUCCCAAAAUAGUCUCUAAUUUCCAGUUUUUGUAAAAGAAGUUCGUUUUUGGAGUAAAAAGUAUUUUCAUAUCUGUUUGGGGGAAGUUAACGCAUCAGGAAAGAAUAUUAUUAGGUGUUUAAACCCUGAAACAAACAUAUACUGAUGCAUAACUUAGUAGAUCACCGAAACUGACUUGCUGAAAUCUUUGGUUUUGUCCUGUGAGACCAGUGCUUGACAUCGUCUGUUCUCCUGAGCCCAGUUGGUGGCUCCAGUUUGCUUUUCUCUUCGGUCUCGUGGUAGCAGCCUUGGUCGUUUUCGUUGGAGGUUGGAGAGGAGCUGAGGAGAAAGUGCUCUUCGGGGUUUUGAUUCCUCUGCUAGGACGCUGCCUAAACCAGCUCAUCUCAAUGUCCUGUUGACUUUAUUAUUAUUCCGGGUAGUUGAAAGAAAAGAAAAUGGAUGGACGUCAUUAAAACCAGCUCAAAAAUAUAUUCUUGUCAGUAAAGAUUUCUUGUCGAGAUGUCUUGGAUUGCACUUUCGUGGAGGGAAAACAGUGUAAAUAGUUAAAGAAUGUUGAUAAAAUUGAAACAUUUGGUUAUGGAAUUGUGUGUGGUGUUAGAAGGUUUCUGUUUGUGAAAUGUCUGUAUUAAAAUAAUAAAAUUUCAGAAACUAA
Messenger RNA from Equus caballus (horse), 6940 nucleotides. NCBI's taxonomy places the organism in Eukaryota, Metazoa, Chordata, Mammalia, Perissodactyla, Equidae. The record is from RefSeq and is a predicted model, not a curated record.